AGAGCCGGUACCGAGGAAAACUCUUCACAGGAAGCUUAUCAUGUCACCAUGUUCAGAGGAAGUAUAGCUUAUGACUGUAAAGUCAACAGAUAUAAUUCAAGGCGAGUUCUUUUUUUCUAGUACCACAAGUUGAAAAGGAGAAUAGAAAAUGGCUGGGUGCAACACAGACUGCGUUGAGAAACCGAUAGCUAGAGGAUUUGAAAUACUUGGGCGUUUUGUUGGUAGACAUCACUGGUGGUUUUUUAUUCUUCCCAUGUUGAUUUCUGCUUGUCUUGGCGGAGGAUUUUACUUCCUUGCGGACAGAGAAGCUAACGGCAUUGAAGAGAUGUUUACACCUAUGGACGGACCAGCGAAAAACGAACGACAAGUAGUGAAAGAAUAUUUUCCACAGAAUGACAGCGACUUCUCACGUUUGCGUCUCUAUACCGAAGGGACCUUUGCAUCUCUCAUAAUUGUUACGCCCGCAGCAAAUAUCCUCACAAAUCCUGCUUUUACAAAAAUUAUUGCUAUGGAUAGGGAAGUGAAAGCCAUUGAAGUAGGAACAUUUAAUUUCUCAACCCUUUGUGUUAAGAAAGGUGAUGUGUGCGUGUCAAAUUCAAUCUUUGAUAUUGUAAAAACUCCCAAUGUUACCGCUAUUGAUUACCCAUACCAUGACAACAUUUUCAUCGCAUCUGAAAUUGGUGGUGUGAAACUGAAAACUGGAUCAACUGAAAUUGAAAGCGCAAAGGCAAUUCGACUUUUUUACUUCUUAAAAGAAGACAACCAGACUGUAAAUACGAUGUGGCUGCAGAAGUUCAUAGAGACCGCGUCGACGAUGCAAAAAGAAGAAGGCAUGACCAUAUCGUAUUUUACAUCAAUAUCAAGAGAUGAAGAGUUUGAGAAGAGCUCUGACUCAAUCAUUCCUCUCUUCUCAUUGACCUAUGCCCUGGCCAUCACCUUUUCAAUCAUAUCUUGUAUAAGGUUGGACUGUGUUAGGAACAAGGUGUGGGUGGCGACCUUUGGUGUCCUCUCAGCUGGUAUGGCGGUGUUGUCCAGUUUUGGGUUGUUGCUGUACUGUGGGAUGCCCUUCGCUAUGACUGUGGCAACAGCUCCAUUCCUGAUUCUGGGAAUUGGUGUUGACGACAUGUUCAUCAUGAUUUCUUGUUGGCAGCAGACUCAAGUUCAUGACAACGUAGAGGACCGUAUGGCAGCUACAUACAAAGAGGCAGCUGUUUCUAUCACCAUCACAACACUAACUGAUGCCCUGGCUUUCUUUAUUGGUCUGUUAACUCCCUUUGGUUCUGUACAGUCCUUUUGUAUGUAUACUGGCACAGCUGUGCUGUUCUGCUACUUGUACAACAUCACCUUCUUUGGUGCAUUUCUGGCACUGAAUGGAAGACGUGAAAAGAGCAACAGACAUUGGCUGACCUGCAUGAAGGUUUCAGAACCAGAGGAGGAUUCUGAAAAGUACAAUAUCUGCUCUGUAGGGGGCGCUUAUGAUCACGAAACAGGAAAAGAGGAACCGAUGCCAAUUAACAACUUCUUUAAGACGUACUAUGGUCCAUUUCUAACAAAUAAUUGGACCAAGGGGUUUGUGAUCCUGCUCUAUGCUGUAUAUUUGGGCUCAAGCAUCUAUGGUUGCUUACAAAUCCAAGAGGGCAUAGACCUUAAAAAUCUAGCAGCCGAUAGCUCAUAUGUGGGUAGCUAUUAUGAUAAUGAGGACGAAUUCUUUUCAGAGUAUGGCCCAAAUGUUAUGGUUGUUGUGACAGACAGUGCGUUUAAAUAUUGGGACGAAAGUGCUCGGAAUAUUCUUGACUCCUGCCUUCAAAACUUUGAAGGUCUACCAAUGGUUUCUCAAAACAGGACCAUAUCUUGGCUCAAUGAAUAUCUUACAUUUGGAAAGAUGACCCAUUUGAAUCUAAGUGAGGAAAAUACAUUCAAAAGUAAUUUGUCUGCAUUUCUCGAGAGGUCUGAUUUCAUACAAGAUGUGAAUUUUACAGACAACACAAUAUAUGCUUCACGUGUGUUCAUUCAGACAGUCAACGUCAGUACAGCUGUUGAUGAAAAGAACAUGUUGAACGAGCUUCGGGAGACAGCUAGUGAUUGUUCAGUAAAGUUGGUUGUUUACCAUCCUGCUUUCAUAUACUUUGACCAGUAUGCAGUCAUUGUUAGUAACACCAUCCAAAACAUUGUAGUUGCCACUCUUGCCAUGCUGGUGAUCUCCCUCCUGUUGAUUCCCAACCCCAUAUGUUCUCUUUGGGUGACCUUUGCCAUUGCCUCUGUCAUAGUGGGCGUUGCUGGUUUCAUGGCGUUUUGGGACGUCAAUCUCGACUCUGUAUCCAUGAUCAAUCUUGUCAUCUGCAUCGGUUUCUCAGUGGACUUUUCCGCUCACAUUUCCUAUGCCUUCGUCUCUAGCGAUAAGAGAACUGCGAACGAGAAGGCUAUAGAUGCGGUCUAUCACUUGGGCUAUCCUAUCAUACAGGGAGCUGUGUCUACUAUCUUAGGAGUGGUGGCUCUGUCUGCUGCUGAGAGCUACAUCUUCAGAACCUUCUUUAAGAUCAUGUUCUUGGUCAUUUUGUUUGGGGCCGUCCAUGGUAUAGUGUUUAUCCCCGUGUUUUUGUCUUUCUUUGGAAUCUGCAGUGCUAAAGUUGGCGAUGAAGAAGAUGCAGGUGAUAACCCUCAAGAUAAUACCUAUCAAUUGAAACAGAAAAUGAAUGAUAAUACUGUUUGUGAAAACAAUUUCUGACUGUCCUUAAAACUGCUGGGCCAGGUGGUCAUUAAUUCUUGAAGCAGCUGAGCACUACCCCCAGCUGAAGGAUUUGCACCUGUUUCUACUGAAAACUAUCAGACAUAGAAACUGCUAGAAAAAACAUCAAAUAAAGUUCAUGAUAAAAGGACAUUAUGGUAAAGUGUACAUUGUAGCUUUGAUUGUGGUGUUCUACCCCCUAUUGGAAGAAAAUAUAACACAUUGUGUAUGAACGCUUAGUAAAUCUGACUUGCAUUUGACAAAUGUAAUUAUAUUUGAGUCAUAGUUGUAAUAUGUAGGAAUCUAUAGAAUAAGAAUGUCUAAGUCAUUCUGAAAAACACAUAAACACAGGUUAUAUGUUAUAGAUUACAAGUUACAGGUUAUAGGUUAUAGGUAACACAUUCUUUGUUGUUGGUACUGAGUUUGUGUCAUGUAUUGCAAAGGUAAAUAUAUAUAUAUAUAUAUAUAUGUGUGUGUGAGAUUUCAUUUCUAUUUAGUCAUAUUGAGUUUCAGUCUAUCAAACUGUGUGAUAUAGUUUUUUCUGUAGUGUCUAUUUUUUUAUUCAUUUGGUUUGUGUUUUUCCACAAGACAUUUGAAGUGUUGUGUUUAUUAUUUUACUACAUCUGUUAAUUACACGCAAGUAUGUUGAUGAUAUUAAUGGUAGAUGAAUCCGUAUCGCGGAUGUUCAACGUUACAGUGUGAUUGCAAUUUAACACCAGAAAAGUCAUUCUAACAAAUAAAUCAUAAUAAAUAUAUUUUCAUAUAUGCAAUUGGAAAAAAUAAUCAUGUGGCUAUGUUUAUGAAGGACAUCAGAGUCAUCUUGAAAAAGAUUUCAAGGAACACAAUAGCUUUCUCAUUAGUUUAUGUUACUAUAGGCUACCUGUUGUAGCAUGCUCAAAUGCAGAGUUUGAUUUUAGAUUGAUUUAGUUAUUUGGGAUAUUUAUACUAGUUAUAAUAUAUAUUAUAUAUAUAUUAUUAUUAUAAUAGUUAUUUGGGAAUGGUAUUCAGAGGGAAACCUCUGAAUAUCUUUCUUGAAUUUUAUUAUAAUUUUAAUUUAUGUUUUUUGAAUAUAUCUUUCUGAUACUAUAUAGAACGUUCUACCUGCAUCUGUUGAAGGAUUUGAAAAAUGUAACUUUUUGGCCUCUCAUGGAGGAGGAGAAAAGAAAUGACAUGUCCUCUUUAAAACUGCUUAUAAGACAAAUUAUGUUUGUGACAAUGAAAUUCUUACAACAUACAUGUGUUUAAAUAAAUAUACUUAUUUAGAAAAGGUCAAGGAUGGAGGAAAGGCUUGACUUUGAAAAUGA
This is a messenger RNA of Oncorhynchus nerka (sockeye salmon), 4029 nucleotides long. Its product is annotated as patched domain-containing protein 3-like. Gene Ontology annotation, cellular component: membrane. The record is from RefSeq and is a predicted model, not a curated record. Bases 149 to 2725 code for a protein of 858 amino acids. NCBI's taxonomy places the organism in Eukaryota, Metazoa, Chordata, Actinopteri, Salmoniformes, Salmonidae. The transcript has 4 exons.